AUGGUUGGCACUGCUGACGUUUCCUACUUAUUGGUGAAUCUCACACCGUUUCAAAAGGACUUGAUUGAGAUUUUGAUAUCAUUAAACGCCAAGGCAUUUGAAGAAGAAUUUAAUACUUCCAAUGAUCAAACCACGACUUCACCUGAUGAGGAUGAAAAAAUGUAUCCACGUUUAUCUGGAAAACAGAUGAUGUACAUGUUUGAUAAUAAUUUCCGAGCUGUUGCUAAUCAUCCUUGUCUGUUGGUGGAUCAUUAUAUGCCAAGACAGUUUCUUCGAAAGGAACCAAACGAAAAUUUGAUCAAUACGAGUGACAAGUUCAAGAGGCUUCAACAGUUGCUAUUUGGGUUUAUCGAGAGGGACCGGGCUCAAUUCCCGCAACUUUUAAAGAUAUGUUUGAUCUCACAUAGUGUCCGCGAGUUAGACUUGCUCGAAGGACUGAUAUUAGGGCAAAGAGUGAGGAUCAAAAGACUCUCGGGAACUUCAUUGUACGAUGAACGUCACGUUUAUGAUGAAAAGCCAACGAUCACAAAAUCGGGCGACAACGAAUCGAGAGAUGGAACACCAUUUAAUGAGUCGGGGGCUAAUAGAUACACAGGAUAUUCAAGAGAUGAUUAUGAUUACUCAUUGAAGAGACAGAAAAGGAACAACAACACGACUAAAGACGAUUGGAUUUUCCUCACUACAACAGCUCAUCUAAUAAAUGACCCUUCGUUACUGAAUGACUAUGAAAUCGAUUACAUCAUUAGCUUCGACCCUUUACUGGACCCAUCUUUGCCAGCAUUAGAGAGAAUCAAUAUCAAGGCAAAGAAAAGUAUUCCUAUUAUCAAGUUUUUGGUGGCUGACUCCCCUGAUCAUUACAUCCUGGCACACACUCCGAAGGGAGAGUACGGUCAGUUUGAAGAUGUCAAGAAAUCAAUCAACCAUUUUCUGCGCACAAGACAUUUGAAGCGUGAUGGAAGUGAUGAAGUGGACUAUCACAAGAUUGUUUCUUCUCUUUUAAGAGGUGAACAGGUAGCGGGUUUACUUCCUGACAUCGAAUUGUCGCCCAUAGAGAACAGUCCCUCAUCAUAUGAGCCUCUUAUGACCCCGUUGAAAUUCUCCGAGCAUCACCUCACGGUCGAUAAAGCUGUAUAUGAUAUGAAAUCGUACCAGUCGGAGCUAACGAAACGGGUCGUAGAGAGACUCUUGGAUGUUCAAAACGAGUCGCAGCACAUGAUUGAAUUUUUGGCUAAAGAUAAGCUUCGAGAAACGGAAAGACAAAAUAAGUUUGACGAGAUGAAGGCGGAUAUUGCUGCCAAGUUCAAAAAGUUUCAAGAGGUUGAAAAGACAGUCAAUGACUCUGAAAAGAGGUUGGAAAGGUGUCAAACAGAGGCCGAUAAAUUAGAUCAAAGACUGCAAACACUGAACAAUGACCAGGACGAAUUGAAAAGUCUUACCAGUUUAGAGAAUGAGGUCGACGUAACAACUACCAUUCGCGAAUACACUGAAAGAAGCAACAGGCUGCAAUCAGAACUCGAACAACUUGAAAAAUCUAAUCAAGAAAAGAGCAACCAAAACGAGCAAUUAAGAAGUGAUUAUCAACAUAAAUCUUCUUUGGCUGCAGAGCAAGCUCAACGUCUAACAACCUUGAAAAGUUCCCAGGAGCAAUUGAUCAAAGAUGCUACAGGUCCUGCUCCUUCAAUUCCCACGGAAAUGCUAAGGAACCAGGAGAGCCGGCUGAAAGAAGAGCUCAAUAUCCUAAAAAAGCAAGCUCAAUUUUACAAUGCCUAUAUCAACAAAAUGACAACCCGAUAUGAUCUAAAAUUACAGUCUAAUGAUGACGGAAAUUCAUUAAAUUCUUCCUCUUCCUCGCUAAAUGGUAGAUCUUCCGGGCAUAGCUCCCGAUUCCGCUCUACAAGAUCCAACACUCCCACCUAUACCUAG
Molecule: messenger RNA, 1923 nt
Organism: Torulaspora delbrueckii
Lineage: Eukaryota; Fungi; Ascomycota; Saccharomycetes; Saccharomycetales; Saccharomycetaceae
Gene: HDA2
Product: Hda2p
Exons: 1
Coding region: 1-1923 (640 amino acids)
Cellular component (GO): HDA1 complex
Source: RefSeq, a predicted model, not a curated record